UGGUGGAAUUGAGCGAGAGACCGGCGCCGCAGCAAUGAAAAUGCGAAGAAAACUUCAGUUGUUGGACAGUGUUCGCGGCGAAAGGAAUCCCUCGACGAACGAUCAGUGCGCGACGCGCGUGUAAAUAAUUCAAAAUGCAGCGCAGCAAAGCUUUGCAAAAAUAGCGCAGAAAUCGGAGGUUAUAUUGUGUUCGAAAUAAUGAAAUCGGAGUGCGCGACGCAGGUGAAAUUUGAUUUUGGUGCGUGGACUCGUAAAAUGCGGUAAUUAAAACGGUUAUUUGCGGAACGGUACGAUCGAAAGUGUAUAGCGAUGCGAUGGAAAUGUGCGAAAUUGUCUCGCUGAAUUUGAAAAGAUCUUGAAAUGUCUGUAUGUUUGUACACUCACACAUAGAAUCAAGUGCCUUAAUAAAAGAUGGAAAGUAAAAGCGUUUGUGCCAAGCAAGUGUGUGUUAUUUAAUACGAAUAUGUUUGAAGCGAAUCAAAAGCUGUGAAUUAAAUAGUGCAAUAAAAAUAAUAGCCACACAAAAGCAACAAUAAUAACAGCAAACUGCAAGCAAUCUUUUUAAUAAAAAUAUGUGUAUAUGAGUGUGUGUGCAGGCUAUUGUGCAAGAAGUGUCGUCCAGUCGCGUUAAUUGAAAGACAAAACAAACAAAAACUCACAAAACAGAGCGCACACAAACCAUAUAUGAGCAAACAUACAAAAGUACAUACAUGUAUGUAUGUUUGUAUGUAAGUGCCAGCACAUACUCGUAUAAGCAGCAACUUUGUAUUAAUCGUGCCAUUAAGUUGACGCGUCGACCAACACCCGCUGACAUAUAGACUAAAACAUAUGUAUGUAUAUAUAUAAGUAAAUACAUAUACUUAUAUAUAGAGUAUACUUGUAUGUAUGUAUUUGCAUCUGGAGAUCCGCUGGCAGUGGGCAGUAAUUGAGCGAAGGCUGCAAAGAAAAUGUGUUUAUGGGUUGAACUGCUGCCUAAUUUAAUGACCUUCACUGUACACUAAUGCAAAUAGCAAUACAAGCAGCCUGAAAGCACGCUACAGUAAUUGUCGACAUGACGACCGACGAAGUGAUUUUGCGGCGCGACAAGGCCGCAGCAAAUGGCGAACCUUUCACCGAGCCGCCACCGCGUCUACGCGGCCAAAGCGCUUACUUAGCGCUGCUCAGCUCGCUGGCAACGGACUUGGAUAUUAUGCUCAAUGACCUGCGCUCAUCGCCUGGGUCGAGACUACUGCCGCCCACACAUCAUUUACAUCAGCGCAGUGCUUCCAACUCAUCAACUGCCUCAUCCCCGUUAACGGUUGGCGGCGCAGGUGGUGGCGGCGGCAAUGCGGGUAGUGGCACCGGGCAGGCAACAACCGGUUAUCUGCACAGCGCUUUGCGCAGCAACCACAGUAAUCAAUUUGGCCAACAGCAAGCGGCGAAUGCACAACGCCAAACAACGCACGUGCAAACGGAGAAGCGACAACAACAACUGCAACAGCCGUCUAAGCAAGCAGCCAAAGUGCAAGUAAUACCAGCUGCGGCCACAACAACAAUAACAACCACAACGGCAGCUACAUCCUCAAUACCGCAACGUUAUAAUCGCUAUCAAUACCACAACCAACAACAACAGCAACAUAAGCCAGCGCAAACGCAUCGUUGUUGUGCCUCGGCGGCAAAUGCUUGCAAUCAAGCGAAAAAUCGCACUGCAACAACAACUAAAACAGCAAUUGGCGCAACUAAGGUAACCGCCACAGCCUCUACCUCGAAGCAGGCUAAAACCCAAACAGCAACAACAACCACAAUAACCAAUAGCACAACGCGUUAUCAGCAGCGCCACAAUCCACAUGCCACAAACAGGUUGCACACAUCCACAGUCACUAGCGCAAGCUCCACGACGACUACCGUUGGACGCCAAAUGACCACGAACAGCGGCGAUGCCAGCUACAGCGGAUGCGAAUCAGCGGCAACAGCCGGAAAUGUUGCGCCACUUGCUGAUGACGACGCCGCUGCUGUUGCAACGCAUUGCAGUGGACUGUCCGCAGAGGUGCGUCGCAUAGAAAAACUGCCUUUGUGGUCGUAUCAGCACAAACAGUUGCAGCAGCCGCAAAGGUUGCAAGUACAAUUGUUGCAACAACAACGCGCCACAAAAGCAAUAGCCGUUAUGCAUACGGCGGCAGCAAAAACAAGCGCUAUAACGGGCGCUUCCACGUCGCUGGCAGCCAGCAAACAAGAUGCGGUCAGUAGGAUGACACAUUUAGGUGGUUCCGACGCAUCAAGCGGAAGUGCUAUUAGCGGUGGUGGUCCAUAUGGUGCUUCCGCACGCCUUAGUGUGGCAAGCGCCGCAACUACAGCCAGUGUUACAACCCUCACGACGGCGCAGGUGAUGGACUAUACACGCGUCGAUGGAUAUGGGACAAGCGGUGGCGGCAGCGACGCAUUCCGGUUGAACUGGUUGCAGCCAGCGACAAUAUUUUUUGGCUAUGCAAAGGAUAAUGACAUGCCAAGGACCUCCGACUCCAGCACACAGUUGACCACAUCGGCCGUGCCGCCAGCAACAACACAGAAUCAAUUAAAGUCCACAACGGCUAUAGCGGCCGCAGCAGCAACAGGCAAUGCCGCACACAACAACAAUAAUAAUAGCAACAACAACAACUGCAAUAGCAAUAACACAGCCGGUAAUCGACGUCUGCCAUUCUGUGGUUUAGAUUCCAUUAAAGGAAGUGACAGUAAUGGCAUGGGCGAUGGUGUUGUUGGUGGUGCCACCAAUUUAUGCUUCGAUUUGCAUGGUAGCAACAGCGGCGGCAUUAACACCAGCAAUCGGCACACUGGCGCUGGACUCGGCGGCACACACGAUGGCGUGCAACAUCAUGAUAACAUAUCAGAGCAAUUUCACUCGCUGGAUGCGGCAGAUAGCAGCUGCUGUGGCGAUGAACAGUUCGAGGAUGAUAUGCAGGCCUUGUUGCCGAAAUGCAAGCGUUACUCGGGAGAUGAACUCAGUCAGUCACGUACAUCUCUGGUCUCCAGUUCGGAUGGUGGCAUUUUGGCCGAAGGCGAAACCUCAAGCGAAACAUCGCGCGGCACCGACGAAUGCCCGCCCUGUGACUUGAGCCUGAUGGAGCGCCUGCUGCUGACACAUCCAGUAUGGUUUCUAACCGGCAUACAGCGCUCCGGUGCGGUACAUUUUCUACAAGGCAAGGAGGAGGGGAAUUUCAUUGUACGCGGCUCCAGUCAACCCAACACUAUGGCCGUAUCGGUGCGUCUGCCUCCGGACACUGGUCCCUACAUUGAACACUAUUUGAUACAAUCAAACGACGGCCUAUUGAGCUUGGAGAGCUCGCGUUUCACAUUCGAUUCGAUACCGGCACUGAUCGCACACUAUGCACAAUGCUGCGAUGAGCUGCCGGUACAAUUAGUACUGCCACGCGCUUUGCGCGAAGUUAAAAAUCGCCAACAACUCUCAUCACUGGCGCUUUUGGGUCAGGAGUUCUGGCGUUAUCCGAUGUCUUGCCCGAAGCCACAAGAGUCAGAGGCUAAUCUACUCGAUGCUAAAUCACCAAACUCAUUGACGGAGACCAGCGGCUUGGGCACAACGGUUUUCAGUAGCAAUUCCGCCGCACCACAAUCAUCUAAGAUCUUCAGUCCAACCAGUAAUCUGGCCGGUCUUUUCAGUCAGGCCGGCACGCCAUCGGAUACCACUUCAAGCAUGAGUUCUUUCACCACCAGCGGUGGUCCACAAAUGCAGCUAAUGAGUCCCGAAUCGGUGGACUCAGUAAUAUUAACAAUGUCACCAGUAGACGUUAAUAAUCAUUGUAACGGCAAUGCUGGUUUAACGGCUGAUAGUACAUCGGCUACGAAUGGCAAUCUCAGCACUUUCAAAUCGAAUAAUAUUCUGCCGGUAACCGCUAAAGGUAUUAAAAUGAACGCAGAUAAUGGCAUACGCCCACGACGUCCAAAGCCACCGAACACGCUGAAUUUAGACUUGCGUAAACCGCCGGCACCACCUUUGCGUUGCUUUAAGCCACUCACACCCAGCAGCCCACUACCAUCGGAACAUGGCUUGAGCGCGGCCAAUAAUUUCACGGUGACCACCACAGUCACAUUUUCAAUGGAGAACAAUAACUCGCCACAUUUUGUCGAGGUAACCACGCCAGCGGCAGCAAAUAACAUGAUCACACCAAGCGCGCUCAACUCGAAUGCAACUUUCCAAACAUUCUCGAAACGUCUCUCACCGGAGGGUGAAUGCAAAGACACGCUCUCUUCACAGGGUUCUUCGAAUGGCAGUCGCUGGCAAUCGCAGAGCAGCAAAGACUCGAAUCACAGCCAAAGGAAGAUACUAUCACCUUGCUCGGCUGGCACACCAACCAGCGCUAUGGGCAGCAGUGGCAGCAGCAAAUCACGACGCACCAAAAUGCGCAAAGAAUCCCAGCACUACAAAGAGUCUGACAUAUUGGAAAGCCCACAAAUAUAUUGCCGCAGCGCGUUGGGCGAUAAAAUUAGCGACUAUGAAGAUCUAUGGACACAAGAGUCCAACGAACGUACUGGCCUGCUCACGAGUUUUAAGCCCACCGAAGGUGCACAAGGAAAGCGUCCGGAUCUGCUUGCCGAAACACCCACAAUUACUUCCCUAAGCGCCAACUUGCUCUCACCUGCCAAUUCCACUGCCAACUCCGCCAGUCCGCCACGCAAUGGUGAUGCCUCGCCCACGCCCACUGCCGAUGCCGAUGCUUGCGAUACCCAGCAACUGAUACAAUUCUCCGCCGAUGCACAGCCACGCUCGCGUGCUGGCCUACUCUUGCCCGGACUGAUGAGCCAAUCGCUCUCCGAAGAUCAAUUCAAGGUUUGCGAACCGACUGAAGGCGACACUACACCGACCGCAGACACGCCUGCCUCACGUAGCAAACAAGGUAGUCCCUUCUAUGCUGAACCAGCGGAUACACUGCGUGAAGCCGGUCUCACAACUGCCAGCAUACUGCGUCGCUCUCAACGUGGUCCGCUCUUGCCAGCAAACCAUCGGCAUUCCGAGCCGCCUAAAAGCGGUCUAGCGCGCACAACCAUGUGUCCGUUGUUGAUACCCAAAGAGUUCGAUAAAAUCGCUGGCAGUCUUGAUGAGUUGAAGAAAAAGCAACAACAACAGCAGCAACCGCAGGCGCAGCAAGCACCAGCACAACAACAGCCGACAAAACGGGCACGUGGCCGUUUUGACCAAUGGCAAUUGGAUAGCAGUUGGGAAUUUGUGCGCAAACAAGAUGGCGAUGGUGAUUAUGAUGAGAACGCAGCUGAGCAUAAUGCCAAUAACAAUUAUGGUGAUUACGAUACUGAGGAACAGUGGCGUCAACAGCCAACAAGUACGCAGGAAAAAGAAAAUUCAUUGGGCCGUGAGGCCAACAAGGAGAAUAAGCAUAAACCGUUAACUGUACAUCAAAUAAUUGCGAAGCACUUUCCCGAUUUAAAUCUACCCGAGCUAAUACAUUGCUCUACACCGCCACAACAAGCAUAUCUACAACAACAACAUAACGGCCAGAAUGAGCAAAAGCAAUUAAACGAACAUCACGGCAGCCAGAAAUCUUUCGACAGUCAGACUGGUUGUCGCCUAUCGUCCUACGACAAUGUCGGCGGCACAUAUUCCUUUUGCCAGUCGUAUUGCAACGGCAUUGAUUCGGCGCAAUCGGAUGAUGGUACAGUGUUCUCGGAACCGUGGGACUCAUCGCAAUGGGACUCCAUCAAUCCACAGGACGAUGCCACCAUCACUUCGGACACCAUACACUUUUCGAAAUGUCGACCCGUCGUCUCAGAAGAUGAUACCAUAAUUGAAGAAUUGAGCACCAAAGAAAGCAAUCAAGACACAUUGAAAGCAAAGAAGUCGAAUAGUAGGCAAAAGGUUGCAACAAUUUUACGAAACCCAAGCAUGCGAGAUCGCGAAAUUUUGCGUCACCCACGCAACAAGCUGAACGCGCCCACUGGCGGUCCCGGCGAACUGGUGCGCGCUUGCACACUACAACUCGCGCAAGAUCCGUGCUCCACAUUUGCGCGCAAUAUCGAAAACUUUAUCUCCUGCACUAAGGAGUCACGCGAAGCGGCGCCACAGGUCGUUAUGCGCAACAUGCGUCAGUUCAUGAACGGCAUGAAGAACUAUCUCGUGAAACAUGGCGAGGGUAAAUUCCAUCAGGAAAUCGAAGCGGCGCGUUCGCGUCUCAAAGCGGACGAGUUUCUCAAUUUGGACGCCAUACUCGAGACUGUUAUGCAUGAAUUGGUUGUGCUGCCGCUGCGCGAACAUCUCUACGGCAUGUUUGUGGACUACUACAAACGCUCGGAAGACAUACAACUAUUGGCACAAAAUGUUAAAUACGCCUGCGGACGCAGUCCUGCUGAUUUUGGCAUACGCGCCACAGUUACGCCGCCAUCACCCACAUCAUUGCAAGCAAUUUCGGCAUUAUUGCAACGCCUGCAAGAGGCUGAACUGCCGCUCGAAAAGCUAGAUCUAUUUCUAUGCAUAAUUUCAACAAUAUUUGAGGCCACCGGCUGUCCACGCGGCCAGCAGUUAGGCGCCGACGACUUCCUACCCGUGCUGGUUUAUGUGGUGGCCAAGUGCGGCUUCGUAGGCGCCGAGAUAGAGGCUGAAUUCAUGUGGGGCCUACUGCAACCGACAUUGCUGAGUGGCGAGGCGGGCUACUACUUGACGGCACUUUGCAGCGCUGUGCAUGUGCUCAAAAGCUUCAUGGCUUCGGAGAGCGAAAACGGCACGGGCUCGCUGGAUUGGCGCUCUUCCUCGCUGCCAGCCUGCUCAUCGGUGCUGCGCGUUAUCAUACCCGACGAAUGCAACGGCUCAUUGCAAACGCGCACACUGCCCGUGCGCCCACACACUACUACGCGCGACGUCUGCCGAAUCAUUGCACACAAGGCGCGCAUCACCAAUCCACAAGACUAUGCGCUCUUCAAGCUCGUCGAUGGCGAGGAAACGCUAUUGAAUGACGCCGAAUGCCCACAGGAUGUGCGUUUCGCAUCAAAGGGCAAGCACUGCAUGUUGGCGUACAAACGCAUUGACGCCAAAAUCGCUUGGCCCACAACGACCUAUUAGAUAUGGUGUAAAAUUUGAAGUCGCUUAAACGCUCUUAACGCAUAAAGCAAGAUUAUUUUGAAAUAAUCGCAAAAUUUAUGAAGCAAAGCAGCGCGCAGCAUGUCGACUGGGAAACUUUUCGGUUGUUGGCACAAAAUCAAAAGCCUGAAGUCAGCUAAGCAUGCGCAGAAGAGCAAAAACCAAUAUGAUAUUUCAUUAAGGCGCGGAUUAAUUUUAAUUAGUUGUAAUUGAAAUCAAAUCAUUAUGCACCAUUGCUCACUAAUCACACUGAUUGUGUUUAAUCAUACAAACACAUAUACAUAUGUAGUUAUAUAUGUUUGUAUUUACGACUAUACUAAACAGUAUUGCGAUAAGUUAGUUGUAAGCGAAAGCACACACACACCAAAGCAUAUGUGUGUUGUAAACGUAGUUUAAGCUUACUAUAUAAAUGUAUGUAGCUAGUUAUAUAUUAAGUGAGACUACUGACUAAUGACACUUAAUGUAAAAAUUCGAAUUAAUUUUGUACACUUAACGAACACUGAACAAUUGCGUUUACAAAUCAAAACAGAAAAAAUAUUGAGGAAGAGAACAAUUGUAAGACAAAUUUAUGAAUAAAAAAUAUAAAUAAUUAUUUUAAUGUAUGCGAAAUAUAUAAUUUUUAAUUUGAAUUAAUGUCGAAAUAAACUUAAAAAAUGCCUAACAGCAUUAAUGAAAAUAAAAAACUCAUUCACCAUAAAUCGGCAUUAAAAAAUUGAAAAAAAAAGCUAAUUAAGCACUAAUACUGCAUUAAUACUGCAUUAAUAUUAAAUUGGCAUAACUAAAAUGUUAAAAAAAAUUAAACCAAAAAGUAAAAACCACAAAAUUAAUGCGCAAAAACUAAUUAUAUAACAAUUAUAUUUUAAGAGUUACCAUACUAGUUGCUAAUUUGUAAAUGAAAGUGUACCCAAAUAUCCUAUUUUAUAUGUAAAGUGUUUAAAUGCUUAAAACUACACCCUAUAUUGUGUAAAUAUUCAUAAGAUUUGUAUAAAGAAACAACACGAUAAAUAUACUUACAUAUUUCAAACUAA
Molecule: messenger RNA, 8103 nt
Organism: Bactrocera dorsalis (oriental fruit fly)
Lineage: Eukaryota; Metazoa; Arthropoda; Insecta; Diptera; Tephritidae
Gene: spri
Product: protein sprint
Exons: 13
Coding region: 1052-7057 (2001 amino acids)
Biological process (GO): signal transduction; vesicle-mediated transport
Cellular component (GO): endocytic vesicle; cytosol
Molecular function (GO): small GTPase binding; guanyl-nucleotide exchange factor activity
Source: RefSeq, a predicted model, not a curated record